Messenger RNA from Syzygium oleosum, 1363 nucleotides. Its product is annotated as bZIP transcription factor 44. The record is from RefSeq and is a predicted model, not a curated record. Gene Ontology annotation, biological process: positive regulation of DNA-templated transcription. The coding region runs from base 515 to 994 and encodes 159 amino acids. Gene Ontology annotation, molecular function: transcription cis-regulatory region binding; DNA-binding transcription factor activity. NCBI's taxonomy places the organism in Eukaryota, Viridiplantae, Streptophyta, Magnoliopsida, Myrtales, Myrtaceae. Gene Ontology annotation, cellular component: nucleus. The transcript has a single exon.
UUCUUUGCAGCUGAAACUUUGGUCUUUCGGGAUCUUUGCACAAAAUUUGUUUUUGCCCAAUCGCUUGAAAAGUUUUGUUAUUCGCGAAAAAGAUCUGGUCUUUGUUCAGAUCUGUGGCUGUUUUCGAUCCCCUGUUGGAGAAAUCUUUGCCCACUUCCGUUCAGGUUUGAUGCGUAUCUUGUGUACUUGAUGUUUUUUAUUCAUGUCUCCGGUUCUCAGUGAAAUCCUCCUUUCCGGGUUGAUGAUCGGUUCUUCAAUCAGACGCAGGACCCACUUAGUUCAAUCAUUCUCUGUUCGAUUCCUCUACUGGUUCUAUGUUUUCUCAUGAAUAGUUUCCUUCGUUUCCAGCCUAUAUUACGCGACUAAGAUCGAUAUUGAUAUACAUAUACAUAAGCCCAAGAAAUUAUUAUCAUCUGGGUCCUGCGUCUCACAAUAUCUAUAAAUCAAAAUCCAAAAGAACAAAAAAGAAAAGAAGAAUUCGAUCCCCUCUUCUCGGUCGAAGAAAGAUUAUUUGAUGGCUUCGUCGAGCGGGAAUUCCUCGAGCACCGUCCAGCUUCAGAACUCGGGGUCGGAGGGCGAGCCACGGCAGCUCCGGAUGGACCAGAGGAAGAGGAAGAGGAUGGAGUCGAACCGCGAGUCGGCGAGGCGGUCGCGGAUGCGGAAGCAGAAGCACCUGGACGACCUCACGUCCCAAGUGACCCGGCUGGCGAAGGAGAACAACCAGAUCCUGACGGGCAUCACCGUCGCCACGCAGCACCUGGUCAACGUCGAGUCGGAGAACUCCGUCCUGCAGGCUCAGGUGACGGAGCUGAGCCACAGGCUCGAUUCGCUGAACGAGAUCCUAAACUCCAUCUAUCAGUCCAGCGGGGUCGCCGACGCCGACCAGGGCCUCGAUCUGGGCUCUCCCUACGACGGCUUCUUCAUGAGCCCGAUGAACUUGGGUUGCGUGAGCCACCCGAUCACGGCAGCUUCGGACGUGUUCGAGUGCCGAUGAUUCGGUUGGUCUAUACGGGUGGUGGUCGACGACUUCCUUGAAGUUGGUCACAAACGGGUGGCUGAGGGGAAGCCAAGAUUAGGGUACCUUUUGGUUAUUUUGUUAAAUAAUAGAGUUGAUUAGGUAAAAAGGGCGAGGUGGGUUUCUUAAAUGUGACUGUCUGAUAAAUGUCAAUGUCAAUGUCGAUGUUAAUGUCAAUGUUGUCUAGGCAAUUGGUGGGGGGGUUUUGAUCCUUUAUUGGUGUUCCGUCGGUUCGUGUCAUGUGAAUGGGUUGAUUCGCAUAGUGACAUUGUGACAUUGUGUGAAGGUUUUGGAGGUGUUUGAGGUCGAUAUGGACAUAUGAAUAUGUAUUGUGCACUUUUGUUGUUA